Molecule: messenger RNA, 7404 nt
Organism: Cydia pomonella (codling moth)
Lineage: Eukaryota; Metazoa; Arthropoda; Insecta; Lepidoptera; Tortricidae
Gene: pip
Product: heparan sulfate 2-O-sulfotransferase pipe
Exons: 10
Coding region: 2232-4586 (784 amino acids)
Cellular component (GO): membrane
Molecular function (GO): sulfotransferase activity
Source: RefSeq, a predicted model, not a curated record
UCUCUGUAUUCAGAUAGAAUAUAAUGUGAUGUGAUUAUCGUACCGUUAUUAAGAAUUUACGAUUGACCUUUUAAUUAGAGCGAAGAGUAUUAAUUUCACAAGUAGAUAUCCGUGAAUCCAGUAAUUGAGCCCAAUGAACGGAUUUUUAAUCCGAAGCAACCUCGUUCGCCUGUGGUCGUGAAUCGCAGGCAAUAGGGUGUUCUCAUUUUACUGAGGUACCUAAGCAUACCUAAACGUUCAGGGUGCCUUACUUGGUUAGCCAAGACGCCAAUCGUUCGCUCCGUAGCGCUAUAAUACGCUAAUGUCUCUGUCGCACUAAUAUGGAAAAGUGAUAUAGAGAGAUUACCGUUUCGUUCGCUACGGCGCAAACAAUUGGCAUCUUGGCUAGGCCCUCUGGACCACCAGGUAUAAAUAUAUUGAAAUUAACCCAACAAGGUAGACCGAUGCGAUGAUCAGUCCAUGACCACAGGAAACCGUGAAUAUAAUGGUAUAACCCAUCGUUGUGAAAAUCCUUGUGGGAGGCAUGUGUAGAGCUGCCAUCUCGAAUUUCGCCAAACCCGGACAAAGAUUCAAAUAAACCCGGACAUUUGGCGUAAAUCGCAUUUUUUCCCCGGGCGUGUCCGAAAAUAAUAUUUUUUAAAUACAAGACCUUUAAUUUUACAUGUAGUUUUAAUGUGCUUCCUUACAUGAAAAGUGUCCGGGUUCUUGACGCCCCCCGGACGUCCUCCAAACUAGGACAAAUUCGGGAAAACCCGGAAGGAUGGCAGCCCUAGGCGAGUGUGGUGAUGAUGUGGAGGUAGAAGUUUGAUUUAUACUAGUUUUACGAUUGUAUUACGGGUUGUCCUACUGGACAGAAGAAUAGUCCGGCGAGCAAUUGAUUUUAUUUAUAGACCGGCUGCAUUAAUGACGCCGGAACAGCGUGCGCGUGCGACGCCUCGACACGCGAGCUGUAGGAUUCUUCUAUAUUAAUUGGCGCAAUGCGCGCCGGUAUAAAAAUAGGCAUAUUACGGAGUUAAUCGUUUCACGUGGAGUCAUCGUCGUUACCUAAGCCGUUUGACCCUUUACGUUAUAAACAAAAAUGUCACUGAUACGCUACGGGUCCCGGGUGCAAGCGAGCUAAUGUAAACCUUACUUGAAAGUGUGUAGGUUACUUUGACAGCGUACAUCAUAAUACCUGUAGUCGUCCAUGGCUGGGCACGACUAUUAGUAACGCCGACUUUUGGUGUUCUUCGCGUUUAAAAAGGUAAACACAAACAAACAACAAGGGCAGCCUUAGGUCGGUUGAAUGAUUAUGAGAUUACUUCAUUAUUGAAUAGUGAUUAACGACAUACCUACCUGUUCAUCAAAAAUAAAUAUACUUUUAACUUACUUAUAACUAUGAAUGUUAAAUUGCAUUUUAUUGACUAGGGAUAUGUGUAAAGUACCUAAUAUUUAGCAAUGCCGGCAUUUGUUCCCGUUCAGUCAGUAUUGGUAGAAUUAGUAACCGCUGCACAAAAGAAACAAAGGCUUUUGUUUUACAGAUUAUAGGGUCUGAGGCGUAAAAAUUAUUUGAGAAAAUUCAUACUAUAUUCGUAGUUUAUUUUCCUUUCCUUUAUAAGCUUGUAGGAAGUUUGUAAAUUGGGCAAGUAAGUGGGGAUUGGGAUACAUAGAUAACUCGAGCCAAACGCAAUGUCGAUCUUGGGUCAAAACUAGGCCCAGAGUAAAUAAAUUAGGUAAAAUCGCGAAACUAAUGUCAAAGUGCGGGAUGCAGCUACGUGUUCUUAAAGGAAUAUUGUGUGCUGAACUCAAUCAUGAAUCUAAGCUAAGCACAUUGUUAGAAAGUAGUCAAAAAAGGCGCUUAUCGGCGCGUUAUGAAACAUGCUCUCGUCUGUUUCAGCCGAACUUUUAGUCGUUUUUCCGCGCCCUCCACUUGCCAGUAGCGGCUGCGAGGGCGCGCUCGGCUGAAACUCAGUGUUGCUCUGUAUGGCCCCGCGGACGGACCCGCCCGCGCGUCUCCCGGCUGACGUAAACACGCGGUAGAAAGUCGAUCGCUACGAGCUCUGUUUUUCGUGAUUAAAAGUGGUGAUAUUUGCGGUUGGAUUGUUGUUAGUUUUGUGAAUAUUUUCUUCAGUUUUCCAUAACUAAGACAAUACCUAGUGUUACGUGUAUCCUAAAUUCAGUGACAGUCGGAUGGACGUGCAGUUGAGAUCAAGUGAAAGUCGGUAAUUUCCCGGUGUGGGAAGGAAGCAACAAUGGAUCACCUGUUCCGCCAGCGGCGGAUAAGCGUGCCCAAGCGCACAAGCGAGCUAGUGGCGCUGAUCGCGGUGUCGUGCACGUUAUUCCUGUUCCUACACACGCGGGACCUGAGCACCAAGUUGCGCCGCAUGGAGGGCAGGCUCAACGAUGACGUGACUGCCUUCAACCACCUCACUGACAGUAAGUGUUACAGCACCAGCGAGCUAGUGGCGCUGAUCGCGGUGUCGUGCACGUUGUUCCUGUUCCUACACACGCGGGACCUGAGCACCAAGUUGCGCCGCAUGGAGGGCAGGCUCAACGAUGACGUGACUGCCUUCAACCACCUCACUGACAGUAAGUGUUACAGCACCAGCGAGCUAGUGGCGCUGAUCGCGGUGUCGUGCACGUUGUUCCUGUUCCUACACACGCGGGACCUGAGCACCAAGUUGCGCCGCAUGGAGGGCAGGCUCAACGAUGACGUGACUGCCUUCAACCACCUCACUGACAGUAAGUGUUACAGCACCAGCGAGCUAGUGGCGCUGAUCGCGGUGUCGUGCACGUUGUUCCUGUUCCUACACACGCGGGACCUGAGCACCAAGUUGCGCCGCAUGGAGGGCAGGCUCAACGAUGACGUGACUGCCUUCAACCACCUCACUGACAGUAAGUGUUACAGCACCAGCGAGCUAGUGGCGCUGAUCGCGGUGUCGUGCACGUUGUUCCUGUUCCUACACACGCGGGACCUGAGCACCAAGUUGCGCCGCAUGGAGGGCAGGCUCAACGAUGACGUGACUGCCUUCAACCACCUCACUGACAGUAAGUGUUACAGCACCAGCGAGCUAGUGGCGCUGAUCGCGGUGUCGUGCACGUUGUUCCUGUUCCUACACACGCGGGACCUGAGCACCAAGUUGCGCCGCAUGGAGGGCAGGCUCAACGAUGACGUGACUGCCUUCAACCACCUCACUGACAGUAAGUGUUACAGCACCAGCGAGCUAGUGGCGCUGAUCGCGGUGUCGUGCACGUUGUUCCUGUUCCUACACACGCGGGACCUGAGCACCAAGUUGCGCCGCAUGGAGGGCAGGCUCAACGAUGACGUGACUGCCUUCAACCACCUCACUGACAGUAAGUGUUACAGCACCAGCGAGCUAGUGGCGCUGAUCGCGGUGUCGUGCACGUUGUUCCUGUUCCUACACACGCGGGACCUGAGCACCAAGUUGCGCCGCAUGGAGGGCAGGCUCAACGAUGACGUGACUGCCUUCAACCACCUCACUGACAGGAUAGAGACGGGCCUAGCGGGGUAUGCGUCGGCGCAAGAGCACAAAGAGGCGCUCGAGGCUAUUCGCAGGCACACUGGCGCGGAGCGCAAAAAACCUCAGCGCACACUAGAAGCAGAGCCUGAAGAUGCUCAAGAAGAAAUGGAGCAGUAUUUAGAAGAGAUAGUUCCCGAGCCAUGGGAGUUGAACAAUACUGCGCGCGCCGGCAUGGAACUGCUGUUCUUCAACCGCGUGCCGAAGGUCGGCAGUCAGACCUUCAUGGAGCUGCUGCGCCGGCUGGCGGCAAGGAAUCAGUUCGGGUUCCACCGGGACGCGGUUCAGCGCGUGGAGACGAUCCGCCUGGCGCCGGCCGACCAGCAGGUGCUCGCGAGCAUCGUCACGGCGCACGCGCCGCCCGCCUCCUACAUCAAACACGUCUGCUAUACUAACUUCACCAGGUACGGUUACCCAUCUCCGAUCUACGUGAACGUGGUGCGGGACCCAGUGGAGCGCGUCAUCUCGUGGUACUACUACGUGCGGGCGCCAUGGUACUACGUAGAGAGGAAACGAGCGUUUCCCGACCUGCCGCUACCAGAUCCUGCCUGGCUGAAGAAGGAUUUCGAGACGUGCGUGUUGAGUGGCGAUCGCGAGUGCCGGUACGUGCAGGGCGAGACGCACGAGGGCAUCGGAGAUCACCGCCGGCAGACGCUCUUCUUUUGUGGACACGAACCUCAGUGCACGCCGUUUAACAGCGUAGAAGCGCUGCAGCGCGCGAAGCGUGUCGUGGAGGAGCAGUAUGCUGUGGUCGGUGUGCUCGAAGAUAUGAACUCUACUCUGUUGGCUUUCGAGCGAUACAUCCCGCGUUUCUUCAGUGGCGCAUCCAAGCUGUAUUGGGAAGAGCUGAACACGUUUAACCGUAUCAACCGCAACGCCUUUAAGCCACCUGUUUCCGAGGCCGUCAAGAACAUGGUCCGCGCCAACUUCACUCGCGAAAUUGAGUUCUACGAGUUCUGCAAACAGCGCCUCCACCUUCAACUCAAGGCGCUGAGAGAACCCGGAGUAACGCUGCCGGUGUCGCAGCGAGUCAAGCGGCGCGCGGUGAAGCGGUUCAGACGAGUGUAGCGACUCCUGUAAACUGGCUGCUACAAAAUACCCGGAUUUGAGUGUUGAGCAUUUUUUGGGUACAACGUGACGCCAAUAGACAUUUGUGUUAGUUGUGAAACUGGUGAAAGCAGUGCAAACGCUUAUAAGUGUAUCGAAGAGUAUGAAGGAAUCUUUGUAGGUAGUCUUGUUAGGUAGGCAAAUCGGAAAGUUAAAAAUGGUUGAGUGUAGGUAUUGAACCAUAAACUUCCUUAGUUUUCUGACAGUUGUACCUUAAUACCUAUAUUUUCAAGAUUUGCUGGUGUAUUCCCAAUUCCCAUUUGUCCCGACCCCACGUGACCGCCGCCAUACAUACCUACGGCGGGAAAUAAUGCGAAUGAUUUAUAUGAAUGCACCUAUUCCCAUCUGUGCCUGACAGGGACAAAUGGGAAUCCACGGAUAUGCUGACAUGUCUAUAUGCGUGUAGUCGUGAAUUAAAGAGCUCUCUUUAUGCAAUUUUAAGUCAAAAUUAUAAUACAUGCCAACAUUGAGGCAAUCAGGUCUAUAUGGAGGACGUGUUGGACACAAAAGUGCGUAUUAUUAGUAUUGUUCAAUUGUAUUUGGUAACUUUCAAGGUACGAUGAAAUUUCACCCAGAGCUCCUAUGCUACGCUUACUACUUGACAACGAGCGGAUUUUAUGCUUGUUUGUCACCGUUGUAUUAUACUUACAUCUGCCGUGUUGUCAUAGUAUGUCGACGCAUUUCGCAGUGAUAAGGUUUCACUCAAAUGCGGACUGCACCACAAUACUGCUGCAGCGUUAACGCAGGCGAUGUCACUGUCUAUCUCCUUGAUACAAUAUGUAAAGCUCAGAAGUCUGGUUUUCUAGGAUAGCGGUGCCGUCAUAUAGCAGCCGUCUCCAUCAUAUUUAGCCGUAUUAUUUUCUAUGAAGACGGCCGCUAUAUGACAGCUAGGAAAACAGAGCUUACGGACUGAAUUAUGGAAGGUAGAGGCAAGGAACAGAAUCUCCAUUUACUAAUUGUCCGACAAAAACCAUAAAUAGGUGGCGCUACAAUACCUAGAAUACUUGGGAAAAAAUCUAAUCAUAGACAGCGCACUUCACUCCGUCAAUAACGUUAACGCCUAGGUUCUUAGCUAUUCUAGCGCUACUCUGGAGAGAUUUGGUACUAUUAUUUAUAGCUGACAGCUGGACACUUGCAACAGUUCUGCCUAAGGAGAUUCUGUUCCUUGCCUCUACCUUACAUAUACUGAAUGUUCGACAUGACAGCUAUGCAACAACAGCAACGCGAUUCAUCAAGGAAGUUGACGGCUGAAUCGCCUGGAUCCGGAUUAAAUUUCCUGAAGGAGGUUUUCAUUAUAUUUGGUAAAAAUCUACGAGUGCGAUGCUACAUGCGUAGUUUCAUUGACGUUGAAGGUGUUGUAAACAAUUUGGAAAUACACAAGAAGAACAAAGUUAGACGUAAUUUUCUACCUGAAAGUAGGGUUGUUUCUAAUUUUUUGAAACGCUUGUAUUACGUUCUAUAUGAAUUAAAAAAUGCCCUAAAAUUCAACUUUUAUACUAAUAACGGCUUUAAAUACGUUAAAUUAACAAAAUAUAUUUUGACAGAUGCUUUCGCGCCUAAAACGCUCUUUGAAAAUUGUGUGACGUCACAGUUUACGGUUUGACACAUAAUAACUACAUCCACACGUAGAAGAUACGAACUGUCAACUGACAUUUGUCAUUUGUUGUUUAUCGCUUAACUGUCAACAGUGUCAAUCCGAGAGUUGUGACGUCAUCAGAAUCUUCAAAGACGUUUCAAGUUUGGUCACGUGACGUGUGCCAAAAGAUAUUCUAAAUUCAAUAUUUACAAAAAUAUGGUCAUUACAGGUCCCCUAAAAGUAGUUUAACAUGUUCUUAUAAUCCAAAAGAAUUUAUUGGGAUACAAGUCUGCCCUAAGAUUUGUACUUAGAUGGAAACAACCCUAUUCUUGAGUAUUUUCACUAGACAUAAUAUUUAUUAAUUAUCGAAGUAGGUAUUAUGUUUUUGCAAACGUAAUGUAGGUACUUUAUAGGGUUUCAUUUGAUAAAUGAGGCCCAGUGAUUUGCCUGGCAAGCUCGGCCAUUGCAAUAUACGUGUUUCCUAUAUACGUUGGAUGGUAAUAUUAAAAAUAAUAUUUAGCAAUUAAGAUUACUCACGUUAUCACUUUCACUUAAAAAUAAUAAGAAGACUAACAUCGUAAUCAUACGAGCAAAUACCCACAUUAAGCAUCUAAACAAACAAUAUCUCAUGCGAGUAUAAUUAUGACUUUUUUGUAUAAAAAUAAGAGCCUGUUUCUUAGAGGUGUUGAUACCGAUAAGCAGUAUAAUUAAUUAUAUUAGUCACUAUAUGUCACCUUUUCCAGCAAUAUGUUGUACCGCAUUGUCUACCGUUAAUAAGGUCGAUUUCUAAAUGAUAUUUUAUGUAAGUAGCGCCUUAUUGACUAUGAGUGCCUACUCUUUUUGCUUUAAAUCUUCACCCAUUCUUUUGUUAGAUACUUAUGAAUAUAAUUGUAUGUUCUUAUUUAUUUUAGACUCGUUAUAAUAAGUUAAUAGUAAUGUUUUGUAUUUCACUAUCAUCCAAGCAUUGUGAUAUAUUGUUUGCCUUCGUGUAAAUAUAAUAAGUUGGCUUAGGAUUUGUAUUAAUGCGUACAAACUUGUACGUAGAUAAGUAGGAAUUAAGUAACGUUUUACCUUUAAGCUAAACAAUUAAGUUAAAGAAAGUUAAUUGUACAGUUCUAAUACUAGCGUCAUGAUGACAGUUAAGAAAUAAUGUUUUAUUUAUUUCUGAGCAAAUGAUACGUACUUAUUAAAUUUAUAAUCAAA